CGAGCACAGGCAGGGCCGCCGCCGCCGCCGCCGCCGGGCAGCAGCUGGUGACGCAGGAAAAACGCCCCGGAGAGAGAGAGCGGAGCGCCCAGGGCCGGCACCCGGAGCGCGGGCAGCGGCGGCCGAUUCGCCCCUUCCCGCUUCGCGCCGCAGCGCACCCGGAGUGGGGGAACCGGGGCAGCGCGGAGCCGCCCCCUCAGAGCCGCGGCCUGGCAUGAGCCCGUGCCCCGCCGGCCGCCGGGCAUGAGGCAGCGCCCAGGAGGGCUCCGGGCCGCCGCUACAGCCGCCGCGGGACGAGGGGAAGCGGUGCGAGGGUUAUGCAAUGGUCUCUGCAAGAUGUCAUGUUCUUGAGUUGGAGCUUUUUAAGGCAAGCAUAUGCUGGUACUUCAGCUUAACUAAGUGGACUAUAAUUUCUUCUCUCACAUCAACUACAUAAGCAGACAAAAUUGCAAAGAUCUGCCCUGUGUCGAGUAUGACAGCCACGACUCGUGGCUCUCCGGUAGGAGGGAAUGAUAGCCAGGGCCAGGCUCCUGAUGGACAGUCCCAGCCUCCCCUCCAGCAGAAUCAGACUUCUUCACCUGAUUCUUCCAAUGAGAACUCCCCAGCUACCCCACCUGAUGAGCAGGGCCAAGCUGAUGCUCCACCCCAGCUUGAAGAUGAGGAGCCUGCAUUUCCACACACAGACCUGGCAAAGUUGGAUGACAUGAUCAACAGGCCUCGAUGGGUUGUACCUGUAUUGCCGAAGGGGGAAUUAGAAGUUCUUCUAGAAGCUGCUAUUGACCUAAGUAAAAAAGGCCUUGAUGUAAAAAGUGAAGCAUGCCAGCGAUUUUUUCGAGAUGGGUUAACAAUAUCCUUCACAAAAAUCCUUACAGAUGAGGCAGUGAGCGGCUGGAAGUUUGAGAUUCAUAGAUGUAUUAUUAACAACACUCAUCGACUAGUGGAACUAUGUGUGGCCAAGCUGUCCCAAGAUUGGUUUCCCCUUCUUGAACUUCUUGCCAUGGCCUUAAAUCCUCACUGCAAAUUCCAUCUAUAUAAUGGUACUCGUCCCUCAGAAACAGUUCCUGCAGGAGUCCAGCUCGCAGAAGAUGAACUUUAUGCCCGUCCUCCUGACCCACGAUCACCAAAGGGUUGGCUCGUAGAUCUCAUCAACAAGUUUGGCACAUUAAAUGGAUUUCAGAUCUUGCAUGAUCGCUUCAUGAGUGGAUCAGCAUUGAAUGUUCAGAUCAUUGCAGCUCUCAUCAAGCCAUUUGGACAAUGUUUUGAAUUUCUAACAUUACAUACAGUGAAGAAAUAUUUCCUUCCAAUUAUAGAAAUGGUUCCACAAUUUUUAGAAAAUUUAACAGAUGAUGAACUGAAAAAAGAAGCAAAGAAUGAAGCCAAAAAUGAUGCUCUGUCAAUGAUAAUCAAAUCUCUAAAGAACUUAGCUUCAAGAGUUCCAGGACAAGAAGAAACUGUAAAAAAUUUAGAAAUAUUUAGGUUAAAAAUGAUACUUAGGUUGUUACAAAUUUCCUCUUUCAAUGGUAAAAUGAAUGCACUAAAUGAAGUUAACAAAGUAAUAUCCAGUGUGUCAUACUAUACUCAUCGACAUGGUAAUCCUGAAGAGGAAGAGUGGCUUACAGCUGAAAGAAUGGCAGAAUGGAUCCAGCAGAACAAUAUUUUAUCAAUUGUGUUGAGAGAUAGUCUUCAUCAACCUCAAUAUGUAGAGAAGUUAGAGAAAAUUCUCCGUUUUGUCAUCAAAGAGAAAGCCCUUACUUUGCAGGAUCUUGACAACAUUUGGGCUGCACAGGCAGGAAAACAUGAAGCCAUUGUAAAAAAUGUACAUGAUCUCCUUGCAAAAUUAGCUUGGGAUUUCUCUCCUGAACAGCUUGAUCACCUAUUUGAUUGUUUUAAGGCAAGUUGGACGAAUGCAAGCAAGAAACAGCGUGAGAAACUGCUUGAGUUAAUUCGCCGCCUCGCAGAGGAUGACAAGGAUGGUGUGAUGGCACACAAAGUGCUGAACCUUCUGUGGAAUUUGGCUCACAGUGAUGAUGUACCAGUUGAUAUCAUGGACCAGGCUCUUAGUGCCCAUAUUAAAAUCUUAGAUUACAGCUGUUCACAGGAUCGAGAUACACAGAAGAUCCAGUGGAUAGAUCGUUUUAUAGAAGAACUUCGCACAAAUGAUAAAUGGGUCAUUCCUGCACUGAAACAAAUUAGAGAAAUUUGCAGUUUGUUUGGUGAAGCACCACAGAACUUGAGUCAAACUCAGCGAAGUCCCCACGUAUUUUACCGACAUGACUUAAUCAAUCAACUUCAGCACAAUCAUGCCCUAGUUACAUUGGUUGCAGAAAAUCUCUCUGCCUAUAUGGAAAGCAUGAGGCAGUAUGCUAAAGAGCAUGGGGAAUAUGAUCCUCAAACUGUAAGGCCAGGAAGCAGAUACAGUCACGUGCAGGAAGUACAGGAGCGACUCAACUUCUUACGAUUUUUAUUGAAGGAUGGUCAACUGUGGCUCUGUGCCCCUCAGGCGAAGCAAAUCUGGAAGUGUUUAGCUGAAAAUGCGGUUUAUCUUUGUGAUCGCGAAGCCUGUUUUAAAUGGUAUUCCAAACUAAUGGGGGAUGAACCAGACUUAGACCCUGACAUUAAUAAGGACUUCUUUGAAAAUAAUGUGCUUCAGCUGGAUCCUUCCCUAUUAACAGAAAAUGGAAUGAAAUGUUUUGAACGUUUCUUCAAAGCUGUGAACUGUCGGGAAGGAAAGCUAGUAGCAAAGAGAAGAGCCUAUAUGAUGGAUGAUCUGGAAUUAAUAGGAUUAGACUACCUUUGGAGGGUUGUGAUUCAGGGAAAUGAUGACAUCGCCAACAGAGCAAUAGACCUUCUUAAAGAGAUCUAUACUAAUCUUGGCCCAAGGUUACAAGUUAAUCAGGUAGUGAUUCAUGAAGACUUCAUUCAGUCCUGUUUCGAUCGUCUAAAAGCCUCCUAUGAUACUUUAUGUGUGUUGGAUGGAGAUAAAGACAGUAUAAAUUGUGCAAGACAAGAAGCAAUACGGAUGGUGAGAGUGUUGACUGUUUUGAGAGAAUAUAUAAAUGAAUGUGACAGUGAUUACCAUGAAGAGAGAACUAUUCUACCUAUGUCAAGAGCUUUCCGUGGUAAACAUAUCACCCUGGUAGUUCGUUUUCCCAACCAAGGCCGGCAGGUGGAAGAUUUGGACAUUUGGUCUCACACAAACGACACCAUUGGCCAAGUGCGGCGUUGCAUCCUCAACCGCAUCAAAGCCAACAGUGCACACACGAAAGUGGAGCUGUUCAUUGGUGGGGAGCUGGUGGACCCUGCAGAUGACAGAAAACUCAUUGGGCAGCUGAACCUCAAAGACAAAACGCUAAUUACGGCUAAGCUCACACAGAUAAAUUCUAAUAUGCCCUCAAGUCCAGAUAGUUCUUCUGACUCUUCGACUGGUUCUCCGGGCAACCAUGGUAAUCACUACAGUGAUGGGCCAAAUCCAGAAGUUGAAAGCUGUUUGCCUGGAGUGAUCAUGUCACUGCAUCCUCGGUACAUCUCUUUUCUUUGGCAAGUUGCAGACCUGGGCAGUAGCCUAAAUAUGCCACCCCUUAGAGAUGGAGCUCGUGUUCUAAUGAAGCUCAUGCCACCAGAUAACACUACAGUUGAGAAACUAAGAGCUAUUUGUUUAGAUCACGCAAAGCUUGGGGAAAGCAGCCUUAGUCCAUCCCUUGAUUCGCUCUUCUUUGGUCCUUCUGCCUCACAAGUGCUGUACCUAACAGAGGUAGUUUAUGCCUUGUUAAUGCCUGCCAGUGCACCCCUGGGAGAAGAUGCCAGUGACUUCCAAUACAACUUCUUAAAAAGUGGGGGUUUGCCUCUUGUGUUGAGCAUGCUGACCAGAAAUAACUUCCUGCCAAACGCAGAUAUGGAAACUCGAAGGGGUGCCUACCUUAAUGCUCUGAAAAUAGCCAAAUUGUUGCUAACAGCCAUUGGCUAUGGCCACGUUCGAGCUGUGGCAGAAGCUUGUCAGCCAGUUGUGGAAGGCACAAGUACAAUUUCACCGAUAAACCAGGCUACGCAUGACCAGGCAGUGGUGCUACAAAAUGCCCUACAAAACAUUCCUAAUCCAACUUCAGAAUGCAUGCUAAGAAAUGUAGCAAUACGUCUUGCACAGCAAAUAUCUGAUGAGGCUUCAAAAUACAUCCCUGAUAUCUGUGUUAUCAGGGCAGUACAAAAAAUUGUCUGGGCAUCAGGUUGUGGGUCAGUUCAGCUGGUUUUCAGCUCGAAUGAGGAAAUUAGUAAAAUCUAUGAAAAGACAAAUGCAGGAAAUGAACCAGACCUAGAAGAUGAACAAGUUUGCUGUGAAGCACUGGAGGUGAUGACCCUGUGUUUUGCUUUGAUUCCAACGGCACUGGAUGCACUCAGUAAAGAAAAGGCAUGGCAGACAUUUAUCAUUGAUUUACUGCUGCACUGUCACAGCAAAACUGUUCGUCAGAUGGCACAGGAGCAAUUCUUUUUAAUGGCUACCAGGUGUUGCAUGGGACAGAGACCUCUCCUUUUCUUCAUUACCCUGCUGUUUACUGUUCUAGGGGCAAGCAGCACAGUUGAUUUCCAUUUGAACCAGAGUACUGCGAGAGAGAGAGCUAAGCAUUCUGGAGACUACUUCACUCUCCUAAGACAUCUUCUUAACUAUGCUUACAACAGUAAUAUUAAUGUACCCAAUGCUGAAGUUCUUCUCAAUAAUGAAAUUGACUGGCUUAAGAGGAUUAGGGACGAAGUAAAAAGAACAGGGGAAACAGGUGUUGAAGAAACUAUUUUAGAGGGUCACCUUGGAGUAACAAAAGAGUUGUUAGCAUUCCAGACACCUGAGAAGAAAUACCAUAUUGGUUGUGAAAAAGGAGGUGCUAAUCUCAUUAAAGAGUUGAUAGAUGAUUUCAUCUUCCCAGCAUCCAAUGUUUACCUACAAUACAUGAGAAAUGGAGAAUUGCCUGCUGAGCAGGCCAUACCAGUCUGUAGUUCACCAGCUACUAUUAAUGCUGGCUUUGAGCUCCUAGUUGCACUAGCAGUUGGAUGUGUGCGAAAUCUCAAACAGAUAGUAGACACGUUGACUGAAAUGUAUUACAUAGGUACAGCAAUCACUACUUGUGAAGCUCUUACAGAAUGGGAAUAUCUACCACCUGUUGGGCCUCGACCACCAAAGGGAUUUGUAGGGCUAAAAAAUGCUGGUGCCACUUGUUACAUGAAUUCUGUCAUUCAGCAGCUGUACAUGAUUCCAGCCAUCAGGAAUGGGAUUCUUGCCAUUGAAGGCACAGGCAGUGAUGUAGAUGAUGACAUGUCUGGGGAUGAAAAGCAGGACAAUGAGAGCAAUGUUGACCCACGAGAUGAUGUGUUUGGGUACCCACAUCAGUAUGAAGACAAACCAGCACUGAGUAAAACAGAAGAUAGGAAAGAGUACAAUAUUGGGGUUUUGAGGCAUCUCCAAGUAAUUUUUGGUCAUUUAGCAGCUUCCAGGCUACAGUACUAUGUACCAAGAGGGUUUUGGAAACAAUUUAGACUUUGGGGUGAACCUGUAAAUCUACGUGAACAACAUGAUGCUUUAGAAUUUUUUAAUUCCUUGGUGGACAGUUUAGAUGAAGCUUUAAAAGCUUUGGGCCAUCCAGCAAUGUUAAGUAAAGUUUUAGGAGGGUCCUUUGCUGACCAGAAGAUUUGUCAAGGAUGCCCACAUCGGUAUGAAUGUGAGGAAUCCUUCACAACUCUGAAUGUAGAUAUAAGAAAUCACCAAAACCUCCUUGAUUCUUUGGAACAGUACGUCAAAGGAGAUUUAUUGGAAGGUGCAAAUGCGUAUCAUUGUGAGAAAUGCAACAAAAAGGUUGAUACAGUGAAACGCUUGUUGAUUAAGAAGUUGCCUCCAGUUCUUGCCAUCCAGUUGAAACGAUUUGAUUAUGACUGGGAAAGGGAAUGUGCAAUCAAAUUCAAUGAUUAUUUCGAAUUUCCACGAGAACUGGACAUGGAGCCUUACACGGUGGCAGGUGUAGCAAAAUUGGAAGGGGAUGACGUGAAUCCUGAAAAUCAGAUAAUACAAAAUGAACAGUCGGAAAACGAACACUCUGGGAGCACAAAAUACAGGCUUGUGGGUGUGCUUGUGCACAGUGGCCAGGCCAGCGGCGGACAUUACUACUCCUAUAUUAUCCAGAGGAACGGUGGAGACGGUGAGAAGAACCGGUGGUAUAAAUUUGAUGAUGGAGAUGUGACAGAGUGUAAAAUGGAUGACGAUGAAGAAAUGAAAAACCAGUGUUUUGGUGGAGAAUACAUGGGAGAAGUGUUUGACCACAUGAUGAAGCGCAUGUCCUACAGACGCCAGAAGAGGUGGUGGAACGCUUACAUUCUUUUUUAUGAACGUAUGGACACAAUAGACAAAGACAAUGAACUAAUAAAAUAUAUUUCAGAAAUAGCUAUCACCACUAAACCCCAUCAGAUUAAAAUGCCAUCAGCCAUCGAGCGGAGUGUGAGGAAGCAGAACGUGCAGUUCAUGCACAAUCGGAUGCAGUACAGCCUGGAAUAUUUCCAGUUCAUAAAGAAGUUGCUUACUUGUAAUAGUGUCUACCUAAAUCCUCCUCCAGGACAAGAUCAUCUGUUGCCUGAAGCAGAAGAAAUAACUAUGAUUAGUAUUCAGCUUGCUGCUAGAUUUCUCUUCACCACAGGAUUUCAUACAAAGAAAAUAGUCCGUGGCCCUGCUAGUGAUUGGUAUGAUGCAUUGUGCAUCCUCCUUCGUCACAGCAAGAAUGUACGCUUUUGGUUUGCACACAAUGUCCUUUUUAAUGUUUCAAACCGCUUCUCUGAGUACCUUCUGGAAUGCCCUAGUGCAGAAGUGAGGGGUGCAUUUGCAAAACUUAUAGUAUUUAUUGCACAUUUUUCAUUGCAAGACGGACCAUGUCCAUCACCUUUUGCCUCUCCUGGACCUUCCAGUCAGGCUUAUGAUAACUUAAGUUUAAGUGAUCAUUUACUGAGAGCGGUACUAAAUCUGCUAAGAAGGGAAGUAUCUGAACACGGGCGCCACUUGCAGCAGUAUUUCAACCUGUUUGUGAUGUAUGCCAAUCUAGGUGUAGCAGAGAAGACACAACUUCUGAAACUAAAUGUUCCUGCAACCUUCAUGCUUGUGGCUCUGGAUGAAGGUCCAGGCCCUCCAAUUAAAUACCAGUAUGCUGAACUGGGGAAGCUGUACACGGUCGUGUCACAACUGAUCCGUUGCUGCAACGUGUCAUCGAGGAUGCAGUCUUCUAUCAAUGGUAAUCCCCCACUUGCCAACCCUUAUGGUGAUCCUAAUUUAUCUCAACCUAUAAUGGCACUUCAGCAGAACGUAGCAGACAUUCUGUUUGUGAGAACUAGUUAUGUGAAGAAAAUUAUUGAAGAUUGCAGCAACUCUGAAGAGACCAUCAAGUUGCUUCGUUUCUGCUGUUGGGAGAAUCCUCAGUUCUCUUCCACAGUCCUCAGUGAACUACUUUGGCAGGUUGCAUAUUCAUACACAUAUGAGCUUCGACCUUAUUUGGAUCUGCUUCUGCAAAUCCUGUUAAUUGAGGAUUCUUGGCAAACUCACAGGAUUCACAAUGCACUUAAGGGAAUCCCAGAUGACAGGGAUGGACUAUUUGACACCAUUCAGCGCUCGAAGAAUCAUUAUCAGAAAAGAGCUUACCAGUGUAUAAAGUGCAUGGUAGCUCUCUUCAGCAACUGUCCUGUAGCUUACCAGAUCCUUCAGAGCAAUGGAGAUUUGAAGAGAAAAUGGACCUGGGCAGUAGAAUGGCUUGGAGAUGAGCUUGAACGUAGACCAUACACUGGCAAUCCCCAGUACACCUACAAUAACUGGUCUCCACCAAUACAGAGCAAUGAAACAUCAAAUGGCUACUUCCUAGAGAGGUCACACAGUGCUAGAAUGACUCUUGCAAAGGCUUGUGAACUCUGCCCAGAGGAGGAACCAGAUGAUCCUGACGCCCCAGAUGAACAUGAGUCUUCUCCACCUGAAGAUGCCCCACUGUAUCCCCAUUCACCUGGUUCCCAGUAUCAACAGAAUAACCACGUGCAUGGACAGCCAUAUACGGGCCCGGCAGCACAUCAUAUGAACAACCCUCAGCGAACUGGCCAACGAGCACAAGAAAACUACGAAGGCAGUGAAGAAGUUUCCCCGCCUCAGACAAAAGAUUAGUGAAAUGCACAUAAUCAAUUAACUUGCUCCAUCAAGACUGUGCACCCAGGCCUUACAGUCCAACCUUUCUCUGUGUCUGGCUAAUAUUUAAAACUAGAAAAACUAUUCCUAAUCAACAUGGAGUGGAGAGUCUAUUCACUGUCUUAUCUGCAGAAAAUUUGCUGUCAAUAUAUAACCCGCCUGCAGUGGAAAGUGUAUAGUGUUUUGUAAUAAAUGGCCUGAUGCUAAUGUGUAAAUGGCAAAGGUGUAUAUAGUAUAUUAAUGUUUGACUGUUAAUUCUUGAGCAAGAAACAUUUUUUUUUGUCUUGAUGAGACUCACAGAUCUACAAAAACAAAAAAAUAAUUUCUUGAUAUAUCUGCUGCGCUCUGCAACCAGUGUUGCCUGCCUCAUGGCAGUUGGAUCAACUCCUUUAUGAAAAAGCCUAUCCAUGUCAACCACAAAAAUAGUUUCAUGUUAAUUCUUUGCCACUGGAGUCGAUUUUACUAUGAGCAACGUAAUGGCUGGUAACCUUUUAAUUAUUUGGUUGAUGUGGAAAAUUGGUGAUGUAACAUUGUUUCUAGAUCUUUUUUCAUUGCCUUUUUCAUUCUGGUAUUAGGUUAAUCACUUUGAAGCUAUAGUUAUGCUGUAACAUUUAGCAUGGCUUCACACCAAGUUAGUGUAGCCAAUGAGGGGAAAAAAAACCAAACAAAAACAAACGUGACAGCAGUUGUCCCAAUGUGACAACUGUAUUGCUCAGAACUUUUUCUUCUUACACCUAGACUAUAAAAUGGGGAGGGAAAAUGUGACAAACAAGUGGUUUUCAGUUUCACAUAUGUUCCUCACAACUGAUGUUUGACAGUUCUCUCUCUGGGUGGGAUAAAGAACACUUAGUUUUCAGUAAUAGGAAUUUAAAAGAUUUAAAACAAAUAUGCAAAAAUUUGCUAUGCCAGGAUGCCUGGAGCAUAAUAGACUGUAUUUGGUGUGCUUGUUUUGUUUCUUUGGUAGAGCUUAUUAGAUAAACUUCUAACACUUUCCUUCUACUGCAUCCCAGUGAAGUGGAAGUCAACAAAAUCACAGAGUACUUGUGAGUGCCACUGCACCAAGUUAACUUGCUGGUUUUCUGCUCGUUCACAGUUCUACUUGAAAGCGAGAAUUGUCUUAGCUCUUUAUCCAUUAUACAGAAAAUCUUAACAUUAGAAGCAGGGUUUAAAGAUAAAAGAAACUACUGGUUAGUCAAAUACAAUUCUGAGGUAUCUCUAUUCCAGAAUAAACAUUUGUUUAAAGACUUAAAGAAACGCAUCAGUAAAUACUGUAUUUAAAUGAAAAUUGGUAACUUGAAUGUGUGUAAUUUUUUUGGAACCUGUCUAAAAACCAAAUACCCCUGCAAAACAGAUACAGCCCACCCUAUACUAUUUAAAUAUUUUGCUGUUUUAUUUUAUAGAAAUUAUUUUGCUGAAUUCACAAAUAGAUUUGAUUUAAGAAGAAUGUUUUGUCCUGUGGUGUGUGUUGUUUUUUGGGGUUUUGUUUUUUAAUGGACUGCACAGAAAGGUGAAUUCUGUGCAGUGGCACUAUGCUGAAUUCUGGAACAACAGUCACAUUGAGAUUCUGUGCACAAAAAGAAAAAAUUUGGCCCUUAAGAAUAAAAUAAUCAGGACAAUUACACUGUAAAAGUUUCUUAAUGUGAUUUAUCUUGUACUUUUUGUAUGUUUUUAUAUAUACAUAUAUAUAUUUAAGAGCACAAGCUUGAUGGUGUUUUUUACAAAUGAGUUGAUAGAAACAAAGCUGCUUAUCAAAUUAAAGGUCUGUAGUUUUGAAAUGAACAAUGGCAAA
This is a messenger RNA of Corapipo altera (White-ruffed manakin), 9974 nucleotides long. It is a transcript of the gene USP9X, whose product is annotated as ubiquitin specific peptidase 9 X-linked. Gene Ontology annotation, biological process: protein deubiquitination; cell migration. Gene Ontology annotation, molecular function: cysteine-type deubiquitinase activity; cysteine-type endopeptidase activity. The transcript has 46 exons. The coding region runs from base 473 to 8164 and encodes 2563 amino acids. NCBI's taxonomy places the organism in Eukaryota, Metazoa, Chordata, Aves, Passeriformes, Pipridae. Gene Ontology annotation, cellular component: cytosol; nucleus. The record is from RefSeq and is a predicted model, not a curated record.